UGUUUCCCGGGGUCAUGUCAUGACUCGUGGGUAUGGUGGGGGAGCCCUCUCCGUCAGCACCUGGAAGCAAAACUGCGGCUUGCUUGGAGACUCCAGCUAUCCAUUAGAACCGUGCCUCCUGACACCAGUGCCCGGACGACCAGCUCCUGGCACCCCUGAGAACCACUACAACAAGGCCCACACCGCCAUGCGCACUGUUGUGGAGAGGUGCAUCGGGGUCCUAAAGAGCAGGUUCCAAAGCUUACAGCGUUAUCAGACCCUGCUCUACAAUCCCGAUCGAGCAGCCACCAUCAUUGCUGCUUGUGCAGCUCUGCACGAUAUUGCGUUGGCGGCACAUGAGCCUGUUUUCGAAGGGCACGAUGACGACACCGACGAUGUUGAGCUGCUGCCAGCAGCAGCUGACCUACCACCGCCACCACAACGGGAGCCAGCACCAUGCUGA
Molecule: messenger RNA, 442 nt
Organism: Rhipicephalus sanguineus (brown dog tick)
Lineage: Eukaryota; Metazoa; Arthropoda; Arachnida; Ixodida; Ixodidae
Product: putative nuclease HARBI1
Exons: 3
Coding region: 20-442 (140 amino acids)
Source: RefSeq, a predicted model, not a curated record